Molecule: messenger RNA, 1118 nt
Organism: Coffea eugenioides
Lineage: Eukaryota; Viridiplantae; Streptophyta; Magnoliopsida; Gentianales; Rubiaceae
Product: coiled-coil domain-containing protein 25
Exons: 6
Coding region: 163-810 (215 amino acids)
Source: RefSeq, a predicted model, not a curated record
ACCUAUACAGUGCCAAUUUAUACUCUCAACUCCUCAAUUCUCAGCUAACCACAAAAAACCGGUAGGAAAGAAAAGGGGGAAUAAAUAUUCGAAACCUUUCCUGAAAGGAGGAAGCAAAUUUCGAAACCCUAGCCUUCUCUCUCUAGUUGCAGAAGAAGAAAAAUGGUGUUCUACUUCAAAGCGAGACCUGAGGCUGGAGAUUACACCAUCUUCAUGGGCCUCGAUAAGUACGAGAACGAGGAGCUCAUCAAAUACGGCUUUCCUGAAGACGUUUGGUUCCAUGUGGAUAAAAUGUCAUCCGCCCAUGUCUAUCUGAGAUUGCAUAAGGGCCAAACAUUUGAUGAUAUACCAGAAGGCGUACUGGAAGAUUGUGCACAAUUAGUCAAAGCAAAUUCCAUCCAAGGAAAUAAGGUGAACAAUAUUGAUGUUGUUUAUACUCCAUGGCAUAAUCUUAAAAAAACUGCCUCCAUGGACGUUGGCCAAGUUGGUUUUCACAACUCAAAAAUGGUUCGUACCGUCAAGGUGGAGAAACGAAUAAAUGAGAUAGUUAAUAGAUUAAACCGGACAAAGGUGGAAAGGAAACCUGAUUUGAAAGCUGAGCGAGAAGCAGUUAAUGCAGUAGAAAGAGCUGAAAGGAAAAAUCAGCUGAGGGAAAAAAAACGACGUGAGGAAAUGGAGAGGCUUGAAAAGGACAGACAGGCAGAUUUAAGGAGCUAUAAGAAUUUGAUGGUAGCGGAUAAGAUGACAUCUAAUAAAGAUAUCGCAUCAGGCCACAAGACCCUUCAGGAGUUGGAAGAGGACUUCAUGUGAUUUGUGAAUGAUUCAAUGAAUGAUUCAAUUUUUCUCCAUUCUCCAAAAUGCCAAAAUUAUCCAUCAGUUCUUGGGGAGUGGUGGUUGAGGUGGUGGUGUUUGCCGGCAGGGAUGAUUUUAUGUUGUGAAGCAAUUUAACAUAAAUAAGCUCGUUGUGCAAUGGGAUUGUGUCUUCAGUGUGCCUCUUACACGCUGGUUGUGAAAUGAGAUUCGAUCUCAGAGCGCGAGCUUAUCUUGUAUUGGUAGCUUGUGUACUUGGAAAUUGUGAUAAUGACGAAAAACAGUGUCUUAUACGUGUCUGCAGAUGA